This is a messenger RNA of Clonostachys rhizophaga, 435 nucleotides long. The record is from the annotation of a GenBank genome assembly. Lineage: Eukaryota; Fungi; Ascomycota; Sordariomycetes; Hypocreales; Bionectriaceae.
AUGUCUCGGAUUAUCUGUGCUAGGUCAGCUGACAAAGCUCAGGGCGGCGUCCUGGCACUGUGCUUGAAAUUAUGGAUGGCAGCGCGCCUGAUAGAAACGCCAUGGCAAAUCUGCGGCCGGGAAACACUCGGGCUGCGGAUUAUAGACGACCCAGACCAUAUCUUUCAUGGGAAGAUUCCUGUUACACCUGUGAUGGACACACAGCUUGAUAGGAUUGUCAUCCAGUCCAUUCUUAUUCCACUCCGGCACGAAGUGCUGAAGAAGAUUCAAGACAAAAUAUUCAAAAAGGACCCUGCCAUGUGGUUCGAUUUACUCGCUGCUGUCUUUAUUUCCCUCAACACGAUAGAGAUUGCAGUCGGCCACGACCACGAAUUUGCUACCCUGUAUGGGCAUGUGCUAGGCAUGGUGAAGUACAUGUAUCUGCAAAAGUGCUGA